GCAGUCGGGGCUCGCGGGCGGGCAGCCCGGUGCGGGAGCCGGAGCUGAGCAGCAGCACGGUGGCGGAGGCGGGAGAAGGAGCAGGAGGAGGAGAAAGAGAAAGGCAGCUGGGAGGGAGGGAGCGCCGGGCCGGGGACUCGCAGUGCAAAUUCGCCACUGUCCUCUCGCACCCACCAAGCGGCGGCGGCGUCUAGAAAUAGGGAGCGAGAAAGAUAACAUUUCCCUGCUCCUGCACCAUGGUUUUGCGAAGUCGGCUUCUUCCUUGGAUUAUGUUGUGCUCCUUCUGGCUGCUCCGCUUUGCACACACGGGGGAGGCACAGGCUGCGAAAGAAGUUAUUUUACUGGACUCCAAAGCACAACAGACAGAGUUGGAAUGGAUUUCCUCUCCUCCCAAUGGGUGGGAAGAAAUUAGUGGACUGGAUGAAAACUACACUCCUAUACGAACAUACCAGGUAUGCCAGGUCAUGGAAUCGAACCAAAACAACUGGCUUCGGACUAACUGGAUUGCAAAAAGCAAUGCACAAAGGAUUUUUGUAGAACUGAAAUUCACUCUGAGGGAUUGUAACAGUCUUCCUGGAGUUCUGGGGACUUGUAAAGAAACUUUUAACUUGUAUUAUUAUGAAACAGACUACGAUACUGGCAGGAAUAUCAGAGAAAAUCAAUAUGUAAAAAUAGACACUAUUGCAGCAGAUGAAAGUUUUACCCAGGGUGAUCUGGGGGAGAGAAAAAUGAAACUUAACACAGAGGUGAGAGAAAUUGGACCUUUGUCCAAAAAAGGAUUCUAUCUUGCAUUUCAGGAUGUAGGGGCCUGCAUUGCUUUGGUCUCUGUGAAAGUCUACUACAAGAAGUGCUGGUCCAUCAUUGAGAACUUAGCUAUUUUUCCUGACACAGUGACUGGCUCAGAGUUUUCCUCUUUAGUUGAAGUGCGAGGAACUUGUGUCAGCAGUGCAGAGGAGGAAGCUGAGAACUCUCCGAAGAUGCACUGUAGCGCAGAGGGAGAAUGGCUAGUGCCUAUUGGAAAGUGUAUCUGCAAAGCAGGAUAUCAGCAGAAAGGAGACACCUGUGAACCUUGCGGACGUGGGUUCUACAAAUCAUCUUCACAAGAUCUGCAGUGCUCCCGCUGCCCUACUCACAGCUUUUCUGACAAGGAAGGAUCUUCAAGAUGCGACUGUGAAGAUAGUUAUUAUAGAGCGCCUUCUGAUCCACCAUAUGUUGCAUGCACAAGACCUCCAUCUGCACCACAGAACCUCAUUUUCAACAUCAACCAGACUACCGUGAGUUUAGAGUGGAGUCCUCCUGCUGACAAUGGGGGAAGAAAUGAUGUGACCUACCGCAUUUUGUGCAAGAGGUGCAGCUGGGAGCAGGGUGAAUGUGUUCCUUGUGGGAGUAACAUCGGAUAUAUGCCCCAGCAAUCUGGAUUAGUAGAUAACUAUGUCACUGUCAUGGACCUGCUAGCUCAUGCUAACUACACAUUUGAAGUUGAAGCUGUGAAUGGGGUGUCUGACUUGAGUCGUUCCCAGAGGCUUUUUGCAGCUGUCAGUAUUACCACUGGUCAAGCAGCUCCCUCACAAGUCAGUGGAGUAAUGAAAGAGAGAGUGCUGCAGAGGAGCGUGGAGCUUUCCUGGCAGGAACCAGAACAUCCCAAUGGAGUCAUUACUGAAUAUGAAAUCAAGUAUUAUGAGAAAGAUCAAAGGGAGAGAACCUAUUCAACAGUAAAAACCAAGUCCACUUCAGCUUCUAUUAAUAACCUAAAGCCAGGAACAGUAUAUGUUUUCCAGAUUCGUGCUUUUACUGCUGCUGGUUAUGGAAAUUAUAGCCCCAGACUGGAUGUUGCCACACUAGAAGAAGCCACAGCCACUGCUGUUUCCAGUGAACAGAAUCCUGUUAUUAUCAUAGCUGUAGUCGCUGUGGCAGGAACCAUCAUUCUGGUCUUCAUGGUGUUUGGAUUCAUCAUCGGCCGAAGGCAUUGUGGCUAUAGCAAAGCUGAUCAAGAAGGGGAUGAAGAGCUUUACUUUCAUUUUAAAUUUCCAGGCACCAAAACCUACAUUGACCCUGAAACCUACGAGGACCCAAAUAGAGCUGUCCAUCAAUUCGCCAAGGAGCUAGAUGCCUCUUGUAUUAAAAUUGAGCGUGUGAUUGGUGCAGGAGAGUUUGGUGAAGUGUGCAGUGGACGUCUAAAGCUUCCUGGCAAGAGAGAUGUUGCAGUAGCCAUAAAAACUCUGAAGGUUGGCUACACUGAAAAGCAAAGGAGAGAUUUCCUGUGUGAAGCGAGCAUCAUGGGACAAUUUGACCACCCCAAUGUUGUUCACUUAGAAGGAGUUGUUACCAGAGGGAAACCAGUUAUGAUUGUAAUAGAAUAUAUGGAAAAUGGGGCAUUGGAUGCAUUUCUUAGGAAACAUGAUGGGCAAUUUACAGUCAUUCAGCUGGUGGGAAUGCUGAGGGGAAUUGCUGCUGGAAUGAGAUAUUUGGCCGAUAUGGGAUAUGUACACAGGGAUCUUGCAGCACGCAAUAUUCUUGUCAACAGCAACCUUGUUUGUAAAGUGUCAGACUUUGGCCUUUCCAGAGUCAUAGAAGAUGAUCCAGAAGCCGUUUACACUACCACUGGUGGAAAAAUUCCAGUGAGAUGGACAGCUCCAGAGGCCAUCCAGUACCGCAAAUUCACAUCAGCCAGUGAUGUAUGGAGUUAUGGAAUCGUUAUGUGGGAAGUAAUGUCUUAUGGAGAACGGCCUUACUGGGAUAUGUCCAAUCAAGAUGUUAUAAAAGCGAUCGAAGAAGGCUAUCGUUUGCCAGCACCCAUGGAUUGCCCAGCAGGACUACACCAGCUGAUGCUAGACUGCUGGCAGAAAGAACGUGGUGAAAGGCCAAAGUUUGAGCAGAUAGUUGGUAUUCUGGACAAAAUGAUUAGGAAUCCAAACAGCUUGAAAACCCCUCUGGGAACUUGUAGCAGACCAAUUAGCCCUCUUCUGGACCAGAACACUCCCGAUUUUACCACUUUCUGCUCCGUAGGCGAAUGGUUACAAGCUAUUAAGAUGGAAAGAUAUAAGGAUAAUUUCACAGCAGCAGGCUACAACUCUCUUGAAUCAGUUGCCAGGAUGACUAUUGAGGAUGUGAUGAGUUUAGGGAUCACGUUGGUUGGUCAUCAAAAGAAAAUCAUGAGCAGCAUUCAGACUAUGAGAGCACAAAUGCUACAUUUACACGGCACUGGCAUCCAAGUGUGAUAGACAUUUCUCCCUUAUGAGGGAGGUGACAGACUGAGAGAACAGCACUGGCCUUCAGUAUAUAUAAAGUGCUACUAGAAGACACUUGAUUUCCUGGGUCCUUCCUGCAGUGAAUAGAAGAGCUACAAGAAGCACCUACAGACUUGAACUCCUAAGUGCCACCAGAAUUUAUGAAAAGGGAAUUAGGAUCCACCAGUGGUGGCAAGGAAAACAGCAGUGACAAUAAACAAAGUACUACCUGAAUAAACAUACAAACACCUUGAGCUCUCUAACCUCCUUUUUAUCUAAAAGACUUUUUAAAUGUACAUAAAAAUUUUAAAAAGAAUAUAUUUGUCAGAUAAAAUCAUGAUAUUAUUGUUGAAUUCAACAAAAUAUUUUCCUUAAAUCUGUGAUUUCUGAAUCUUUUUUUAAUCAUUUGUGUUUAUUCUUCAUAAAGACUUUCUUUUAGUAUGAUGUUUAUAUCUUUGGACCUUUUUAGUGCUAAUUCUAUGACACAUUACUACACUGGGUACCUCUGAAGGAUUAUUUGAGUUCCUAGAGAUUUAAGAAGCAUGACCAAGCAAUGUAUAUCUGUCCCAACUUCGGUAUCCUUUCGUGCCAUUUACUUUUCUUAAAUCAGCACCGUAUUGACAUGACUAGCUAAUUGGCAGGGAGUCAGGAUAAUGCAAGUUGCCAAGAGCUCUGAUAUUUUUUAAAGAAUUUUUUAAGGUUACACAUAUACUAUCUUUUAAAAGAAAAUAAAAGAAAAAAAAAAAAAAAAAAAAAAAAAAAGAAAAAGAAAAAGAAAGAAAAGCAAUAAUGACCCCUAUGUAGUUCUAGGCACUUUUAGCAAAUUGUUUGCAAGAUGAUUUUAAUGGACUGAAGUGAGAUAUAUUCUAAAAUGUAGAUCUAUAGCUGCAAACCUGCUGAGGCACUACGUUGAAUGGACAAGUGAUUGUAGGAGUGUCUCAGAACAUAGGUGCAGUUCUCCAGUGUUACCUAAACCAUUUAAUCUGAGCACAUCACAUUUUUUUUCAAUAUUUUGCAUUAGCAAAUCUGAGAGAAAUAGCUGGCAUAUAUUUUAUAUGAAUUUAAGUUGAAUGCAGUCCAGCUAUGAAAGUAAGGACAUAGAUUUUAUAUUAGAAACAUAGAGCAUGAGGCAAGGGGCAGUUCCAAAUUUUCAGAUUUUUUUACAAGCUUUUACAGCUCUGAUCAGAUAUUUGUGUUUGUACUCACACAGACACAGCAGUCAUCAUCAGGAGCACAGAUGUAAGAGUAUUUGCUCAAUGGAAUACAUUCUUACAGCAUUUACUUACAUAUGUUUUGUGUUUGAUUAACCAUAAGCAAUAACAAACUGUGUCUUCACAGAUAUGGCGAGAAUGUAUAUGAAAGAUAAAUGUUUUACAAAAUUCUGAAAAUUGUGAACUACCCCAACAGUGAAAUGCUGUACUUCCAAAGAGAAUUGGGCUGCUUCUAUUGAUUUUGAUAGAGAAAGAUCCCAGGGAUCCGUCAUAAAUUGGUCUUGUUUGAUAAUGUGGGCAUCCACACACACACACACACACACAAAAAAAAAAAAAAAAAAAAAAAAAAAAAAAAAAACAAAAAAAAACCCACAAAUGAAAAAUCCUGUAAAUUUUCCUUUGUAAAACUUGUAAAUUUUAUUUAUACUGUCUUGUUUUAUAUACACAUUUAUGUGUAGUGAGCUCUGGAUACAUUGAAAAUGCACUAUAUUUUUCUAUUUUAAUUGCAGAGCAUCACAAACAAACAUGUAUAUUCAGUGCUACAUAAUGUGUUUUCCCACAUUUAGGACCAAAGAUAGUUAUCAAAAACUUAAAUGCAUCAUUUUUUCCUCCUUUUUUGAACCCCUUUUUAGAUCACUGUACAGUUAUAUUUGUCAUUUUAUUUAUUUGUUUCAUUAGAAAAAUCAGUUUGGUUACACCAAUUUUGUCCCCUCACCUUUGUUGAAGAAAAUCUGUAAAAAGCUUUUAAUUAGAAUAAUCCCGUUACGUAGACUCUUCCAUUUGUAAUCUUUGUAAUAGACUGUAAAUAUAUUUUUGGAACUAUAAUGCAAUGUGCAUAAGGGUUAUUUUUCAGUGUCCAUAUAUGAUUGUUUAUACAAUUCACAGCACUUUACAGUCAUGCUGAGAAGCCUAAUUUAUUGCCUGGAUUUGGGCAGAGUAAGAAAAAAAGGUGAAUAUUCUUAUUUCAUAUUAGAUUGUCAUUCAGUAGAAUUGAGUUAUUUUCAUGUAUGCAGUUCAAGAUUUUUUUAACUAUUAAAAUUAAUUUUCUACAAAUGGUAUAGAAUUAGGAUGCAGAGUAGACUGCAUGCCCAACAUUGAAAGUAGUGCACACAACCACUUGGCCAGGGCACUUCCACUUGCCAUUGGAACACUCAUAAUUAAUAAACAUCUGUUUUGUGUUAUAACUAAAGCUAAGUGCCUCACUACUGGCAUCUGUGAGCAACUGCACAGGGUGCUUGUCAGUUUUGCUGCUGCUUUAGGCACCUAACUGUAAACUUAGGAGUCUAAGUUCUGACACCUGCUUCCUUACAAAUCUUGGCUAAUGUUCCUAAGGGCUUGGUGUUUCCAGGUGUGAUGCAGCAAUGCUGGUAUUGCUGAAAACCCACAAACCCUAAAUGAAAGAGAGUUGAGGCCAGGCUUCACCCUGAGAACUUGUUCAGUGUUCUGAAGCACAGAGGCCUCAAAGCAUGUGUGGUGACAUAGACUCAUGCACGUAAAAGUGAGGGCCCUAAUGUUAUUUCUUCCUGAUUUUUCCUUGUUUGAUUUAAGCCAUCUACUUUGAAUAAUAAAUAUAUUUUAUCAUUCAUCUAUAUACCUUGACUGCCUUAAAGUUGCCACAGUUUUUUACGCAUUUGAAAGUGGUAGAGUAGACCCAGAAAGCACAAUCAAUACCAAUAUUCCUAUCCUAUCUAUCUGUUCAGAACAUUAUUGCAGUUUAGAGCACAUGCAUGUUAAAGCAUUUAAGCUGAUAGAGCAGCAAUAUAUAUAUAUGUUGAUUUCAAUUCCCCAGGUUUCACAGACACAUAGUCCAGUAUAAGAAAAACAAAGUGCCAUUUGUGUUCAUGAGAACUGAGAAGAAAAAAAAAAAAAAAGAAAAGAAAAAAAAGUUGGGAGGGAGAAUUAAAGGCUAAAUGAUGAAACAAAGAACUGAACUCAGUUCUGGCUUAAUUCCAUUGAACUAGGGUAUUGUGCAUUGCUAAAGAAGACAAUAUCAGGCUGCCAGGGAGGUUGAUAUUGCUUAGAUUUAUCUAUCUAUAACCAUUUAAAAGAAAGAUGCCUAAGACAAGCGGGAUGAAUCUUCCUCUGGCAAUGCUUAUCUCCAUUACCUCCAGAGGGAAUCCGGAUGAUUAGCUUAGUUUAGGCACCUAAUGUCUAGAUAUUGAAAAUUAGGUGAUUCUUACUCUAUAUAACCUCGGCUGCUACAGAGUUUCCCCUAGAAUCUGAGUGAUGUUGAAAGGCAGCUCCUCUACUAUGUCCCAGAAUGUAUUUAUACUGGGCUUUAUCACAGAGAGAGGGUUUGUCGUUUUUAUGGUUGUUGAGUUAUUUUGUUUCUUCUUUUUUUUUUCUUUGGAGAUUUGUAACAGAUCAUCUAAAUGCUUUUUGUAUAUGGGUAUUAAUUCUUGAUUUAUUUUAUGAAUGUUCUGAGGAAGACCUGCCUAGUAAAUUACAGUUAUUUAAGACUUUAAAUAAUGAGAAAUAUUUGCUAGCAUACUGCUUCAGUCCAGAGGUUAUGUGAUCAGAUAUGAUAGUUGCUGUUUGCAAUACCAUGUUUAUCUAAAAAAAAUGUCAUGUAAAAAUCUCCAGGAGGCAAAGAUGCUUAAAUGUGUCUAAAAUUGAAUGUUGCCCUUAAUAUCUCAAUAAUUGAGCUGUCUGUACUUUUCUCCAUUUAAAAUGAGUUUUUAAUAUUUGUUUAAGCUGGAGUCAUCUGGCAUUCACCGAGGGAGUUUCAAAGAAUUAUUUUAAAUUAAAUUUGCUUUUCUCCACUAAUAAUAAUAUACGGUAACUAGUUUCCACUGUUUUGAAUGUUACAAAAACUAUUGCUUUAAUGUGGGGGAUGAAGGGGUCUAUUUUUAUUCUGUUGUUGGUAUUUUUUUUUUACAUUUAUUGGUUAGUAGUUGAAAUAAAAAACAUAAUAAUUCAUCCUUAACUUUCUAAAUAAUUUAUAUAUAGUAAUUCUGAGAAUGAUUUAAAUUCUGCGACUUUCAAGUUACUACAACAAUAUGGUGAUUGUGUCCCUGCAGUCAUAAUGCCAAGUGAUGCUGAGACUCCCUAACACAGGGAUGGGUUCAUCUGGCACUUUGCUGCCAAGUAAUGGCAUGAGGCAGUCCACUGGCUGUGUGGGAGGAAUAAAUGCCAACUCAGUCAAAAAAGGGGUCAUUCCACCCUUAAAAAAAUAUAUAUGUGAUAUAUUGGUGCUACCAUUUAUAUCCUUUUAUUCGUUGUUUCCCUGCAUACAAUUAGAAACUCAUAUGCUCAUAACUUGUUCAGUGUUUGUUUUAUGAUGGUGGGGUUUUAUUUAUUUAUUUAUUUUGUUUAUUUGUUUGUUUUGUUUCAUGGGUUUUUCUGGACCACUUUCAUUUUUUAUGUUUGUGGAAGUUCCCAGACAGAAUGAUAAGGCCAGGUAGAAUACAAAUUCUUGUGUAACAGUAAUACUGGCAGCAGGUAUAACAAGGGCAAUUCGGACUGUGCUGUGAUUUGCUGAGCUAAUAGCACAAUGGGAAUUAUGCAUAUUCAGGACCCUUAGAAUUGUAAUGUAUGAUUUCACUAAUAUGUAGGAAUAAGGGAAUUUUCAUAGAAUAGUAGACUGGCUUGAUUUGGAAGGGAUAUCAAAGAUCAUCCAGUUCCAACCCCCCUGCCAUAGGCAUGGCUGCCCACCCACCAGAUCAGGUUGCCCAUUCAAUCUGGCCUUGAAAGCCUCUACGGAUGAGGCAUCUACAGCUUCUCAGGGCAACCUGUGACAGUGACUCACACACCACUAAUUUGGAAUGGACUUCCAGAUGAUAGAUUUGGGAUCCAAAGGAGUACUCAAAAGUGUUGUCUUCAAACAAAUUUCCAGUAAAACAAGAAAUUCUGGGCAGCAAUGAAUAUUUUCUCUCCUAUACCCUUAACGACAGUCCAACUUAGCCAACAAUUACUUUUAAGCGAAGAUCUUUAUUGUUUGUAGAGUGUAGCCUUUAUUUACUUGGGAAACAAAACAGAUUCCCUGCAAAAAAGAUGGGGGGCGUACAAAGGUUUUGGAGAAAAAAAAAACAAUACAAAAAGAAAUUGAAAAAAAACAAGUUACCUUUGAAACCCAAAGAAAGACUGUGUUCACCGAUUAUGUAACAUGUUUCAUUCAGUGCUUUAAAAAAUAUAACAGAUUAUACCAUACACAAAAAAUCUGCAAUUUUCUGACAAAAGGCUAGUGACAGAAUACAAGCUAUAUUUGUGGGAAUCUUUUCCCCUCUGGGUUAGCUUUUGCAAGAUUCUAAAGUUAGAAUAAUUAACAUAUACAUUAGAGUAAAUCCUGUUGAGACAGGCUGAGGCACAAAAAUUCCAUGAAAUUUUAAGUGAAUGUUUAGGAUGGGCAAGGGUCAGGCAGUUUGAAAGUGAAAAGGAUCAAACUGAGUUUGUAUGGUAUAGAUACUUUGUUUUUUAUGUCUACUGACAUGAUGGAAGGUUAAAGGCUAAAGAGGAAAGGGAUUGAAAACAGAGGAUUGUGAAGCCAUUCAGCAUGUCUAAGUCAUAAGGCUCUGCAAAACAUUGCUGGCAGUGUAGUUAAAGAAUAUUGAGGUUUUUGUUUAAGUAGAAAUGCUGAUAUUAAAAUAUAUGUAAUAAUCUAGUGUGUAAUGGUUUCAGUACUCUGAUUUUUCCUCAGGCCAGAUUGGAAUUUGUCAAAGAGACUAAAUUGAGGCAGAUGGGAAAGCAACUGGUAAUAUGCAGCUCAUUCAAGCAGACUUGAAGGAGACAUGAAAGGAGAAUUUUACAUUAAAAGCCUGCAAAUAAAAUAAACUCUGAUGAUAUUUGCUCUCAGAAGGUUUUAGUAUAGUCAUAUUUAAAUUUAGUGUAAUGAUAACAGGUUUUUGAACUGAUACUAUACAAAUUAGAUGCCCUGAAUGUCUAAUUAGUGACCAAAAGAGAACCACAAGUCAAAAAGUAGUUCAUGCCUUGAUAGCCUAUGAAAAAAAGAUGAUAUACAACCAAGCGAAAAUCAUGUAGCCAGCCAAAUGAAUCUUGGACAAAACAGGACAUGAUUCCUAGUGCCAGAGGAGCUAAAUCAAGAAUAGAAAAACUAUUCAUCUAUUGACCAAGGCUUCUGUAUUUAAUUGAACCAAGUAACCAGUUGUAGAACUAUGCUGCUAAUAAUAAUUACCAAUAAUGAAAAACUACAGCUCAGAGUUCACCUGAUAAAUCAUAAUAAAGCUAGUACUGGAAAGCACACUCAAAGAACAAACUCAGAAUUUUAUGUAUGGUAGUGAUGUUACAGUUCCUGGACUCUGAGCUAUUUCAAACUAGUUACAAACCAGAGAAUAUACAGUACCAAGUCCAAGUCCAUAAGUAAAACCUUAUGCUUUUCCUACAAAAAAAAAAAAAAAAAAAAAAAAAAAAAAAAAAAAAAAAAGGAAUACAAGGAAUACUGAAGAAGAAUCAGUGCAAUAUUAAUUGUCUUCUGAUUAUUUCCUUAGAAUUACCAUGAAGUAUGUUUGUCUUACAGAUUAAGAAACAAACUUCCUGCUCCAAAAAUUAAUUCUCACUAAGAGGAAAAUGCACACAUUUGUUUUAAUAUAGCUUCCAAAAUUGGCUUGAAAAGAGACUAGAUGCAUCUCUGCUGAUCUGUCACGUCUUAUGUCUUUAGAGACAUUACUCAGGCAAUUUCUUGACUGUCAUUCAACCUUUUUCACUGUGCCAGCUUCCACUGGCUUACUUAAGGGCUACAUGAUGUCCAUUUUUAAGAUGUCUGCUGGAAAACAUUUCAGUUUCUUUUCCUCAGGGACGAAACAACUUAUGCCAAGAAUGUAUAUGCAUACAUUGUGUAGUACAGCUUGAGAAUAUGACUGUAAAACAAUUUCAGAUUAGUUCUCUCCAGCAUGUUCUUUUCAGCCAUAGUUUUAAGUUAAAAGUAUUCUUCCACUAAGAUUCAACCUAAUAAAUAGUGUGAGAAAUCUGAUUUGCCAGAAAUAAACUUAGAAAAGUAAUCCAGAUACUUUCUGAGGCCAUUUCAAAAAUUGUGUUUUUAGAUGGUGACGUGGAUCUGGUUCUAUCAUUAUAUUGGAUAGUCAGUGUGUAUAGUGUUUAUACCUCAUAAAAUAUGCUAGCUACCAAAGUAUGGAGCAUUCUGGGUAGAAGAUGUUCUCUGUUAAUCUUAUUAUUUAGUUUGAUCUUGGCAGCAGUGAUGCUUCCAUAUGGAGUCAGUGGAAGAGUAAAAUGAGUUGAGACAAGAUUGGGUGAGGUGAAGGGGCAACUUGGGUGGGAAAAGAGAGGCUGAGAAAACCUGCAGCUGAUUUGGGUAAUACUUUUAUUUUUUUUCCAGGAUCCUUGUAGUGGAGAAUCCUUGCCAUCAGUCUAUCUCAUCACAACACUCACUGCUGUCCCUCUUAAUUGAAUAGCUCUUUUAUAUUACCCUAAACAAAAUAAAAUUGUCUUCAUCCCUAGUAGCCAGCAUUUCUACCAGUCUGCUGGAGAAGUGAAGACUGCACUAGGUUCAAAUCCACAUUAUUUGCCUGCAGGAAGAAGCUGGCCCUGAAAGGGAUUCCUAAUAAGACAUUGUUUGGUCUCAGUUUUAUGGCCAGCUGAUUCUUUGCUAUUCUGAGGAUAAAGAAUGCACCUUAUUAUAUAACUUUCCUACCUACUCUAACUGAUCUACUGUUAAGGGUAGGGGUGUGGAGGAAAUGAAGAAAAGCAAAGAGUUUUCUAGUAUUUCUCUGUAAUACUCUUUUCAAGAGAAAUAAUUGUUUCAGUGCCUAAGUUACCUAAACUUGUGCAAAAGAUAAAUCUUUCUGGGUGCUUCCUACUUGCUGGCAAAACUACCGCAGAUAGUCUUGCAAAUCUCAGUCUUACAUUGCUUUCAUUCUCAUCAAAUUCCUUGCCUAGCAUGGAGUUCUGCUUUCCAAUCCUCAAAAUGGUAGCUUACUUGUGUUAGUUAUUGAGCAUCACCAAAGCCCUUUUCCAGUUUUCCAUGCUUGUUACUUUGUGUGGAGAUGCCGCUUGAUUUUGAGGAGUGUUUCCCCAGUCAUGAGGAGGGAAACCAGUUUUGAAGUAUGCUCCACUUCCAACUCUCCCCAGGUGGCAUGAGUUAUUAAUAACUAGCAGUACCCACGCUUCACUGGAGGAUAAGUAGAUGUGGGUAGUGAUGGAUGAACAUUCCAUACACCAGUGAUUAUAAAUGCUAUUAGGCAAUUUAUUGGGACUGAGCACACAGGUGCUUCAUACCCUUCUCCUUUGUUCUCUUCCUCCUUAAAACAGCCACCAACUGUGCAUGUGUUGGGUACUGCUGGAAAGAUUCCUGCAUCUCUUUCUAUGACCAAAAAUCAGGGAAGGAGAUGAUUGGCACGUUCUAGGUGCAGAAUUCAAUAGUGUUGGUCAAAACAAAAGCCAGAAAGUGUGUAUGUGUACUUAGGAGUGUGGAGAGGAGAGGGGAGAGGGAUACAGAAGAGGUGAAUCAGCUAGGCUGCAAAGUGAGCUGCUCAGCAACAUCCAUUACAUGAGCUAAUGGAGUAUGUUCAAAAUAAUAUACACAUCUUCCCAUUGACAGAACAGUUGGAAUGGAGAAGAACACUUCUCUGGCAUCCUUUUACCUCUGUUUCUAGGAAGGCUCACUAAUUUUUGUGAUUUGAGGGAUGGCCUAUUCUUAUUUUGAGGAGUUGGUGAAAUUUUACGUAGUUUUGAGGUGAAAAAUAAACAGCACAAGACUGAUCCUAUAGCUUUGGGCUGCAGGAAGAUGCAAAGGUAAUGUGUGGAAAGGGUGAUUCUCUAUAGUCACGCACAUAUAGCUGAAUGCCUGGAGCUGCGACUGCUACCUCAGAAAAGGUUGAUGAGGCUGGGCAGGAUGCUCCAUAGGCAGGAUAUUACCUCCAAAAUUCUUUCCUGCACUGUACAGUCUCUUCCCUUCCUGAAAUGCUUUUCCUAUUCAGAAAUCCUCUCCGUCUUACUCUGAAAUUGGUGUUUGGUCCGCUUCUCUGGGAACAAGGAGCCUUCUAAGGAAAUUGGAGUUCUUUCAUGGAAGAGUUUGAGCAACCUGUCAUGUCCCAGAAGAGCUAAUAUCUUGGUCUGCAAACACCGCAAUGACUGUGGGCUUUUCUACAUCAGUCUACUGUUUCUCAAUUUUUAGACAAAAUGUACAUCAUCUCUGAGAUCCCUUUCUGCUGAAAGAAUGACUUUAAGCGUGUAUUUUCAGAGAAGGUUUGAAGCUGUGAAUCCCAGAAAAUACUUCUUCAGGACACUUGCAGAUUUGCUGCUGGAAUACACAUUGGCAUACCCAAGAUCCUCCUAAGUGUGCUGAGAACAAGUUUGCAUAAGAUUUCCUUUCUGUGGAGCUAGGGUUCAAGUAGAAACUCAUGCAUUGGGUGGUUUGGCUCGCUAAUGAAUACAAGGAUGGUCACUGAAGGCAUCAGAACCUGGAUAAAUGAAUACUAAAUCUGACCAUAAAGCUGCCAAAGCAAAGAACUGAAGCUCCUAUCAGCUUGUUUAGCCAUGGUCUUUGGCCUUUACUUUCCUGAAUUUCCAGUUUUGUUUUCUAUUUCUUCUGAGGGAAGUAUGGACAUUGGACAUGAAGGCAGCUAUAAAUUAAGUACUGUGAAAAUGAAUAUCUUGGUUGUAAAGAUGUAAAGAAAUAAUCAAAUUGAUUUAUCACGUGUCACACAGGGAUCCUCAAGUCCCAUUUGUUGAAGUUUCAUCCUUGUUAGCUUGCACUUGGGCUCUUCUCUAGAUAAAGUAGUACUUUGUAAUGACAGAUAGGUGCAGGUCAAAGUAAAACCGGGCAGUACAUGGUAUACAUAAACUAUCCAAUGAUGCUGAUAAAAAAAAAAAGUAAGUUGAUACACUGCCAAUAUAAAUAUAACCUGAGGUUUUAAAUACCUAUGUAUCUAAGUGCUAUUUGUAACUACUAGUUGCCUCCAACUUUGAAUAAAUUCACCUGUCAAUCAUUUUUAAUAAUUCAAAGACUUACUUGCAUUCAAAGAAAUGUAGUCAAAAAGAAAAAAAAAAAUGAAGUAUUCUUUCUUUUUGAAAAGGAUUUGUCUCAGAGUUUUUUUUUUGCUGCAUUCUUUUCUCACACAUUCCUUGCAUUACUGGGCUUUCAAAGGGCAGGUGCAAAAAAACCCUAAAAACCUAAUCAGAUUGCUUCUUAUAGCUGUUUUUUGUUUUGUUUGUUUUUGUUUUUAUUUGCUAAAGCUUAGACUUCAGACAUUAUUAUUGUCGGAUCCUCUUCAUAAAACAUCUGCUCCCAUUUUGUCCAGUCUGCUGACAGAAACGUAUUGCAUGUUACAAUGUAUUAAGAAUGUUCUUGUCUUGAAUAAGUACCUUCCCUUUGAUUAACAUGUUACGUAAUCUAAUCCUUGUGACAGAAAAACAUACACUACUUUGGAAGAAGCUGUAAGGAUAUUGGUUGGUAAGGCAGGGGGACAUUCCUUUGCUGGUUUAUUUUUCUUUAGUAUUAGUGAUACACUGGCUUGUCUUGAAGUCUGUAAAAGAUUGCUUUUCUCUCAGGAAUCUUCAAAUAAUUUAGUUAAAGAGAUUGCUAACCAAAUGUAUAAUAUUUUUUUAUUAAAUCCUGGCUUAAAUCCAUUAGUCCUAAAGCUAUACUGUUUUAGAUAUUUCACAUGGCCAAUCUGCCAAAAAAAAACAAACAAACAACAAAAAAAAAAAACAUCUAAAUCAUCAAAUCAU
This is a messenger RNA of Lagopus muta (rock ptarmigan), 14080 nucleotides long. RefSeq names its product EPH receptor A7 (gene EPHA7). The record is from RefSeq and is a predicted model, not a curated record. Gene Ontology annotation, biological process: axon guidance; cell surface receptor protein tyrosine kinase signaling pathway; protein phosphorylation. The coding region runs from base 237 to 3218 and encodes 993 amino acids. NCBI's taxonomy places the organism in Eukaryota, Metazoa, Chordata, Aves, Galliformes, Phasianidae. Gene Ontology annotation, molecular function: transmembrane-ephrin receptor activity; protein binding; ATP binding. The transcript has 17 exons. Gene Ontology annotation, cellular component: plasma membrane; neuron projection.